GUUUCCCUCUAUAAAUGCUCUAUUUGCUCUACAAUAUUUAAGCAGAGAAUUCAAAAAUGUAAUAAUUCUCUUUCAUUGAUUAUUCCACUAUCCAAUCCUCAUUUAGUCAAGACACAUUUUCGACCCUGAAAUUCAAGCUCAAAUUAGAGCUUGAGUCUGACGGUGGCACUGAUAUCGCCGAGGAGUUUCUCUUCCAUCAGUGACACAGCAUGGGCCAAACCAAAACAGAAAGUUUUGCACAAAGAAGACUUUUCGAUAAAUAAUCCCCAUUGAGCAACCGUGAGCAGCGCAUAAAGUUAUCAGGGGCAGAGUGUGGUGUAUUAUGUUCCUCAAGCAAGCGCAAUGGCGAUGAGUGGCUUCAUUCAGCAGACACAGAACAGGAACCAAUACGAGUCAUCUAGGAGGAGUCUCGUUCACCAUCUCAUGACAGUGGUGAAGGAUCUGCAAAAGCGCUACGGUGGUAAAACUGAAUUGGCCACGGAGAGCGAUCACAAUGUCUUGAGGCUAUGCGACAGCUGGGAAUACGCCCUCUGUCACGGACUGCGGAUGGGCUCAUUGCUCAAGAGUGUGAGUGACUUGAUGUCGGGCGUGAAUCAAGAGCCUCCCGUAUUCUGGGCAUUCGCACAUCAGCACAUGACGACGCACGAGCGGGAACGCUUCUCGUCACUGAGACAUGUUUGGACGGAUCGCGGGAAGUGUCGGGCUUUCAUCCGUGCAGCGCUGAAUGAGCGUUCUCUGGAGCGAUAUAUACUCAUGUGGCUGGCUGACUCGAAUCUGGGGCUGCACUAUGAGUCCUGGGCGCUGAUAAGGGACGAGGAGGCAUCGAAUCUUCUGCCUACUCUCGCAGCUGGACUCAGUUCCAUCCUGUUCGCCAUCACUGUCGACAGCCCGGACGUGAAUAUGAUGGCCAGACGGGAGUUGAAGGUGGAGCCCAUUAUAGCUGUGCCCAAGCCUGUCCAACCACAUCCCAUUCGGAAGCCCCACAAGCAUCAGGUGAUAGAGUUUGAUGAGGCGGGUCUCUCAAUUAGCCCUGUGGCCAGUGGAACGCUCUCGAGCCUAUGUCUGAAGGCCGAGAGGGUCCCUCAUCCGCCGGAGAAUAUUCAGAGCUCUCAUGUUGUCACACCUAUCUCUGAGAAAGCCAUGGAAGAUGCUGAUGACACUUCGAAAACGCCCCCAAGUUCGCCAAAUAAAGUAUUUACACCGCCCAGUGACUCGGGAAUCAUGGUGGAGGAAGCCACGACGUCUGAGGGCAGUUUCGACGACUCCUCUCUGCAUAGCUCCUCAAAGACCUCCUCAAUCCGCAGCUCCACGAGUUCUGUGGUGUCUGAGGACGUAAAUCAGCUUCGCGAGCACCUGCGGAAAGCUGAAGAACGCUGCCAGCGUCUGGAGACUCGCGUGGCGGAGCUGAGUCUUGAGAAUCACCGCUUGCGGGGCCUCAGCUCAACCCAUAGCGCCCCAGGAGCCACCUUCACCGUGAGUGUGCCGCGCGUUCGGCUGGAGAAGUCAGGCUCUCGCAAGUAUUACACUUACGAGGUUCAUGUCAUUCCCACGAAUCAGCCCGGAGACGAAUGGACUGUUCUGCGUCGCUACAGUGACUUUCAUCGACUCCACCGGCAAUUCCAGAAAAUCCACCCUGGCGUCCGGAGCCUCGAUUUCCCGCCAAAGAAGAGCUUUGGCAACAUGGAAGCCCACUUUGUGGAGCAACGUCGCCAAAGGCUCCAGCUGUACCUCCGCCACAUCCUCACAAUGCUCCCAGACGUGGCGUGCUGCACGAGUCGCACAAGUCUGGAGCAGGUUUUCCCCUUCUUAAAGUAAGGCCGAUCUCUCACACUAUUGCCCUAUUUAAUGUUCUUUUCUCCGUAAUGUGUUGAGAGUACAUGAAGUUUAUAAAUGUCGAAAAAGAGAUUGAUGUCAAAUCUGCUGUGGCUUGAGAUAAAACUCUUUCCGGGAGAGAUAAUCUCUUCCCAUUCCUCUUCGUUGCCCCUCUUGUGCUGCUGCAACUAGACACUCAUCAGCAGUUGGACAUUGGUGAAGCGAAUCUGGAACAAAUACGAGAUAAACUAUUAUUUUUACUGCAAACUGUUUCUAAAGAGAUUUAAUAAAUGGGUACAACUUGUGCUCUGUGUUAGA
Molecule: messenger RNA, 2130 nt
Organism: Phlebotomus argentipes
Lineage: Eukaryota; Metazoa; Arthropoda; Insecta; Diptera; Psychodidae
Product: sorting nexin-29
Exons: 2
Coding region: 343-1815 (490 amino acids)
Molecular function (GO): phosphatidylinositol binding
Source: RefSeq, a predicted model, not a curated record